AUGGAACACAGAAGGAAGAGCCCUGGUUUACACGAAAGGAGCAUUGUCAGCUGGCGGGGAGCAGUGAUCGAGCCGGAGCCGGGCACUGGAGUCCCUUCCAGACAGGCAGAGGCCCCCACCAGGCCUGCCUUGCAGGCCCCCAGCAUUCUGGAUGGACAAGCCCCCCCUAACAAGCGCCAGAAGGCCGUGAUAGAUGCCUUCCUCCACGCGUGGACUGGGUAUCACAAGUUUGCCUGGGGUCACGACGAGUUGAAGCCCGUGUCCAAGUCCUUUGGCGAGUGGUUCGGCCUCGGCCUCACACUGAUCGACGCCCUGGACACCAUGUGGAUUUUGGGUCUGAAGAAAGAAUUUGGAAAAGCCAGGAAAUGGGUGUCUGAGAAGUUAGAGUUUCAGAAAAAUGUGGAUGUCAACCUGUUUGAGAGCACCAUCCGGAUCCUGGGGGGGCUUCUGAGCGCCUACCACCUGUCUGGGGACAAGCUCUUCCUGGAGAAGGCCGAAGAUUUGGGGAAUCGGCUGAUGCCUGCGUUCCAAACGCCCUCCAAGAUUCCGUACUCAGAUGUGAACAUCGGCACUGGAGUUGCCCACCCACCCUGGUGGACAUCGGACAGCACAGUGGCCGAGGUGACGAGCAUCCAGCUGGAGUUCCGCGAGCUCUCUCGUCUCACAGGGGUCAAGAAAUUCCAGGAGGCCGCGGAGGAGGUGACCAGGCACGUCCACUCCCUGUCGGGAAAGAAGGAUGGGCUGGUGCCCAUGUUCAUCAACACACACAGCGGUCUCUUCACCCACCUGGGCGUGUUCACUCUGGGCGCCAGGGCCGACAGCUACUACGAGUACCUGCUGAAGCAGUGGAUCCAGGGCGGGAGGCAGGACACACAGUUGAGGGACGACUACCUGGAGGCCAUCGAGGGAAUCAAAAGGCACCUGCUGCGCAAAUCUGAACCCAGCAAGCUCACCUUCGUGGGGGAGCUCACCCAUGGCCGCUUCAGCGCCAAGAUGGACCACCUGGUGUGCUUCUUGCCGGGGGCGCUGGCCCUGGGCGCCCACUAUGGCCUGCCCGCUGACCAUAUGGAGCUGGCUCGGGAGCUCAUGGAUACCUGCUACCAGAUGAACAGGCAGAUGGAGACAGGACUGAGCCCCGAGAUCGUGCACUUCAACCUGUAUGCGCAGAAGAGCCAGAAGGACGUGCAGGUCAAGCCGGCCGACAGGCACAACCUGCUGCGUCCCGAGACGGUGGAGAGCCUGUUCUACCUGUACCGCUUCACGGGGGACCGCAAGUACCAGGACUGGGGCUGGGAGAUCUUCCAGAGCUUCAACGCCUACACACGGAUCCCCACAGGCGGCUAUUCUUCUAUCAGCAACGUCCAGGACCCACACAAUCCCCAGCCCAAGGACAAGAUGGAAAGCUUCUUCCUGGGGGAGACGCUCAAAUACCUGUACCUGCUCUUCUCCGACCACCGGGACCUGCUCAGCCUGGACACCUACGUGUUCAACACCGAGGCCCACCCCCUGCCCAUCUGGGCCCCCGCAUAGGCACUGCCUUGGGGCCUGUCACUCCUUGUGUGCAAGGGUGCCCGUCGGCUGGACCCUGGCCCUGGAUGGGCCCACCCUCCUUCGACCUUGGCCGUGUGGUGUCUGCCCAGCUGGCUGGACACGCUCCGGGCCAGGCUGGUGACAGAGGCCAGGAGGCAGCCAGGCUGCUACAUCUCUGGGCUUGGAGAGGAGCCCGGGGCUGCCCCGGGCAGCAGGUAUCCACCCCGGCUGUGGGCUCCUUGUCUGUGUUCCGUCCCAUCAGGACGUCGGGGCGAGGAAGUCAGCCUGGAUCAGGGGCCCGUCCUCGGGGCUUCCUGCUCCUCCGAGGACCUUAAAUCAUGACGUACAUUCCUGAAACCUGGGCAUCCCCUGCAGCCAGCACACGGGCUGCAUGGGGUCCCGGGCCUCUGGUCACCUCCUGGGGCCACCGUGGGUCCCCAGACCCCAUGUGCUCAGGGGCAGGAGUAGAGGGGGCACCAGAGUGCAGCUCAGCCUUGCUGUCAGCCUGUGACCCUGUCCUGACAGGUCUCGGGGCUCCUGGCUGGCUGUGCUGUUUACGUGUUGGACUCAGGGAUCCUGCGGGGUCUGGUCGUGAGGUGACAGGUUUGCCCUGUUCCCAGGCCACCCCAGUGGGACGGACCUUCAGUUGAGAUAAAGGAGAUCUGCUCUGA
Miniopterus natalensis is the source of this 2201-nucleotide messenger RNA. The record is from RefSeq and is a predicted model, not a curated record. Lineage: Eukaryota; Metazoa; Chordata; Mammalia; Chiroptera; Miniopteridae.